AUGACUCUUUCUUCCGAACGAGCAAGCUCCCCCAUCGCCGGCUGGUUCCGGUCAUGCUGGGGAUGUCUCUCGGGCCUGGAGCCUCGAGAUCAACAGAACGAGCAAACACAUUCAAGAGGUUUCGAGCGAGAGAUGCAGCCCGGGUUCCCGCCUCAGUCUCGCAGCUCCUUGUCAUUAUGGAUUGAAGACAGGCGCCAGAAUGCCUCUCGCACAUCUAAACGCGCAAGCAUGUCCUGGAAAAAGCCGCCACCGACACCUUUGAAGAUCGGCAAUCCGUCAGACUUUCGCCGAGUGCAAUCAUUUCAAUUGGAACCAACACCAACGGAAUCCUCUCUCUUUCAGCCCCUUCAGCUCAGCAUACAUCGAAUCAGUAAUCGUCUGUCUGCUCUCCCAUCGUUUGAAUCUUUCUGUCUGGGGGCCGACUCUCAAGAUGAGACGCCUGCACUUUCUACCGUGAAUCCCCAUUCUAGACGCGCAUCAGGCGAUGUACGCUUCUCCAUUUCCCGGAAACCCCUUGGUUCAAUAGCUCGCCGAACAUCGACAACGUCAGGAACGCCAAUCAGUAUGCUGCCCCCUGCUCACUUGAACGACACUCUGGUUCCGCACUUUUCCACACUUGGUUCACCUGGGCUAUCUGCGCGUGCGCUUUCGCUUCCAGAGACUGGUCAUUACUUCCCGAGUCCCGGCAGUCGUGACUCUUGUAUCACCGGGUCUUAUGGUACCUCUGUAACGCAAAAUCAUGCCAUGGUGAUAGAAGGAAUGGGUUCAAUUCGCGAGAGCACCAGAAGAGCCCAGCACGUGGCGAACCAAAUGACUGAAAAAUCCACCAUGAACGACCAACCGGGUUCUCAAGGAUCUUUCUCUUCUAGCAGCACACGCACUUUCCCAUCCCGCCUGUCCUCUUUACGUCGCCCUUCAACGGGUGACAAUCAGAUCGACAUCGCAUCAGAGCCACUUCCCAGCAAAAAGCAUCAGUGGAACUACCACGAACAGUCCAUUCCAGCUGGAGCCGAAUCCAUCUCAUGCUUAGACGGAGACAAUGCCAAAUUCGACAGAUUUCGCAGUCUGAGCGGAACCACGUUUGGCUCACCACUCGCCACUCCGACUGCAAAAUUCUUCGAGCACAGAGCGAAAGAUUCAAUCUCAAGCACCUCGAUGGGCGGUAUAACUCCUCAGUGCUCUUCUCACAAUCUUUCCCUCACGUCAGAAAAAUUUAUUGAGGCGGGUUUCUCUGAUAGGGGUUUUGUUGAGCCUCAACCCCAGCAGUGUCCUCCAUCCCCCUACUAUGCCGAAGAAGCAUCCCACUAUCGAAGCUCUGCGAUUGGAAUAGCUUUCUAG
Messenger RNA from Penicillium oxalicum, 1338 nucleotides. RefSeq lists its product as uncharacterized. The transcript has 3 exons. The record is from RefSeq and is a predicted model, not a curated record. NCBI's taxonomy places the organism in Eukaryota, Fungi, Ascomycota, Eurotiomycetes, Eurotiales, Aspergillaceae. The coding region runs from base 1 to 1338 and encodes 445 amino acids.